Messenger RNA from Scutellospora calospora, 476 nucleotides. NCBI's taxonomy places the organism in Eukaryota, Fungi, Glomeromycota, Glomeromycetes, Diversisporales, Gigasporaceae. The record is from the annotation of a GenBank genome assembly.
AAAAGAAAAUUAGAGAGAUCUUUGGUGUAAAUUUAAAGAUAAUAAACUGCGCUGCGGCUCCAUUGAGCGAUCAUGUUGUGGAAUUUUUAAGAAUCGCUAUUGGUGUUUUUUAUACUCAAGGAUAUGGUCAAACAGAAUCUGCAGGAGCUGGAACAAGAAAUAUUAUUGGUGACCACUUAACAUCUCAUAUAGGAACACCAUCACCAUGUCUUGAAAUAAAGCUUAUAGAUGUUCCAUCCUUAAAUUAUUACAGCACUGAUAAACCAAAUCCAAGAGGCGAAAUUUGUUUUAGAGGUGCUGCAGUUAUGCGAGGCUAUUUCAAAGAUGAAAAAAAGACAAAGGAAACUAUAGAUGAGGAAGGAUGGCUACAUACCGGAGAUGUGGGAGAGAUUGAUCAUCGUGGAUGUUUUAAAAUUAUCGAUAGAGUUAAAAAUAUAUUUAAGCUAGCUCAAGGUGAAUAUAUUGCCCCUGAAAAA